AUGCUGGCCAACGAGAUCGUGCCGCUGCUGGUGCAGUACUGGCCGCUUGUUCUGGCUACGACUACCAUCGCAUAUCUCCUCAACAACAAGUACUGGAACGGCCUGAACAAAUACCCUGGACAUUGGGCUGCGGGAUACACCAACUGGUGGCGGCUGUGGGAUGUGUCCAAGCACAAUCAUCAAUGGACCAACCUCGCGUUGCAUCGCAAGCAUGGAGACAUCGUCAGGCUGGGACCGAACGUCUUGUCUUUCGCGGACCCAAAGACUAUCAAAGCUAUCUAUGGGCUGAACAGGGGUGUUACCAAGUCUGACUUCUACCCCGUCCAAGGCGCCGUUUCCAAAGGCGCACCGCUGCUCUCCCUCUUCUCCACCACCGACGAAGACUUCCACGCCAAGUACCGCCGAUGCGUCAACAACGCUUUUUCCAUGAGUUCGCUCGUCAACUACGAGCCUCUCGUCAGCUCGACGCUCACAUACUGGCUGGACAAGACAGAGGACAUGUACGCGAGAACUGGCCAGAGCUGCAACUUCAGUCAAUGGCUGCAGUUCUUCGCCUUCGACGUUAUCGGCGAGUUGACGUGGAGUAAGCGACUGGGUUUUGUCGAGGGAAACAAGGACGUGGAUAACAUUAUUGGCUUCUUGGGCAAGUUCUUUGACUAUGUCGCACCGGUCGGUCAAAUUCCUAUCCUCGACCGUCUUCUCUGGAAGAACCCCAUCAGCCUCCUCGCACAGCGCAUCGGCCUGGACAAGCGUGUCCACCCCGUCACCCUCUUCGCCCUGAACCGAUCCAACGAGCGAGCCACACAAGUCGAGAAGAUCAAGCGUUUCGGUCUUUCCGACGACGAGAAAGCCAACCCUCACGGCAUCGACCUCCUCUCCAAGUUUGCGCAAGCAAGCCACGACCAUGAGUUCAUGGACGAUAACCGCAUCCUUUCGACAUGCACAUCUAUGGUGUUCGCUGGCUCAGAAACAACCGCCAUCUCGCUUUCGGCCGUCUUCUACUUCCUCGUCAAGCACCCGCGCGUCUAUGCGAAGCUUAUGCAAGAAUUGGAUACCGCUGUAGCAGAUGGCAUUGUCGAGUCUCGCCCUGACAAGACCGUCUCUUGGCCCGAAGCCCAGAAGCUCACCUACCUCGACGCUGUCAUUCAAGAGUCUUUCCGUCUCCAUCCUGCACCUGGCCUCAUCCUCGAGCGCGUCGUACCCAAGCAGGGUAUGCAGAUCUGCGGCGAAUUCAUUCCUGGUGGAACCAUUGUCGGAUGCAACGCUUGGAUCGUCCACCGCCGACCGGAGGUGUUCGGUGUAGAUGUCGAUACUUUCCGCCCUGAACGCUGGGUUGAGGCUAGUCCAGAUAAGCUUAAGGAGAUGAAGGGCACCAUGUUGCAAUUUGGUGCUGGAGCUAGGACGUGUAUCGGGAAGAACAUCAGUCUUCUUGAGAUCUACAAGCUGGUGCCGAGUUUCCUGAGGAGGUUUGAGAUCGAGCUCGAGCGCCCUGAUGCUGAGUGGAAGACUCACAACGCUUGGUUCGUUACGCAAAGAGACUUCAACACAGUAUUCAGGCCAAGGAAGGGAUCGCCGUGA
This is a messenger RNA of Alternaria viburni, 1578 nucleotides long. RefSeq lists its product as uncharacterized. NCBI's taxonomy places the organism in Eukaryota, Fungi, Ascomycota, Dothideomycetes, Pleosporales, Pleosporaceae. The transcript has 4 exons. Gene Ontology annotation, molecular function: heme binding; monooxygenase activity; oxidoreductase activity, acting on paired donors, with incorporation or reduction of molecular oxygen. The record is from RefSeq and is a predicted model, not a curated record. Bases 1 to 1578 code for a protein of 525 amino acids.